AUGUGGGUCUUGUAUUUUAUCCACGAAAAUCGUCACCAUCCGUUUAUUUGGGAACACACGACGAUAACUCACAAGUUAUUUAUAUGUUUGAAAAUACUGGCAGCCAUGGCAGUUCGUCAUGAGAUGUGUGUUGGUCUCAAUAAGGGACACAAAGUUAGCAAAAAUGUGAAAAGACCUAGGAAAAAGAUGGUGCGUAAACAUGUUAAAUUUGUACGUGAUAUUGUCCGUGAAGUGUGUGGAUUCUCUCCCUAUGAGAGGAGAGCAAUGGAAUUGCUGAAAGUAAAUAAAGACAAACGAGCACUCAAGUUCGUCAAAAAAAGGCUUGGAACACACAAACGUGGAAAGAGAAAGAGGGAAGAAAUGGUAAAUGUGCUCACAGCACAAAGAAAAGCAGCACAGAAAUAGAUUUUACAUUAUUUGUAACUUAAAACAUUGAUGGAUGGCACUGCUAAAAAUCAGAAAAAAUAAAUUGUUCUUCUGAAGGAAA
This is a messenger RNA of Saccoglossus kowalevskii, 487 nucleotides long. RefSeq names its product large ribosomal subunit protein eL36-like. Gene Ontology annotation, molecular function: structural constituent of ribosome. Gene Ontology annotation, cellular component: ribosome. The record is from RefSeq and is a predicted model, not a curated record. Lineage: Eukaryota; Metazoa; Hemichordata; Enteropneusta; Harrimaniidae. Gene Ontology annotation, biological process: translation.